UUUCCUGUCAGGUGGUCUGGGGGAGCUUCAAAGCAGAAGUCACUCGAAAGGGAUUAGCUAGCCUGCUAGCAGAUGGUAUUCCGUUAGAUGUUUGGUUUUGCGCCACUUUGGCUGCUUUGAACAGCGCCGAUACGUCGAGGUUUUGGGCGCAUUAUUAUUCAUAACCGUGAGUGGCUCCAGCACCGUUGCUAGAAACGAGUAACACUAACAUCAUUGCGGAAAAAUGCUAACGUUACCCACCAAACGCCGUCAUUUAUUCUGGUCAACAACGCUGUAACCUAUUGUGCAUGUUGUUUUCCUGCCAUCGUUAACCUAGCUUUCGUUUUCAUUUUGCGUGACGAAUGUACAGGUGGCCCCAUUUGGGCUUGGAGAGACUAACCGAGUAAUUGAGCGGAAACCCCAGCUGUUGCCAUGGCAAUCCUGUUUGCCGUGGUGGCUCGUGGGACCACCAUCCUGGCAAAGCACGCUUGGUGUGGCGGCAACUUCCUGGAAGUGACUGAACAGAUAUUAGCCAAAAUCCCAUCAGAGAAUAACAAAUUGACCUACAGCCACGGCAGCUAUCUCUUUCAUUACAUCUGCCAUGACAGAAUCAUAUACCUGUGUAUCACCGAUGACGACUUUGAGCGGUCGCGCGCAUUCAGCUUCCUCAGCGAAGUUAAGAAGCGCUUCCAGACAACGUACGGGUCGCGAGCACAAACGGCCCUGCCUUACGCCAUGAACAGCGAGUUCUCCUCAACGCUCGCCGCUCAGAUGAAACACCACUCGGACCCACGAGGAUCAGAUCGUGUCACUGAGGCUCAGAUGCAGGUGGAUGACCUGAAAGGCAUUAUGGUCCGCAACAUAGACUUGGUCGCUCAAAGAGGAGAGAAGCUGGAAUUGCUGAUUGACAAGACAGAGAAUUUGGUUGAUUCUUCGGUCACAUUCAAAACCACAAGUCGUAACCUGGCAAGAGCCAUGUGUAUGAAGAACCUCAAGCUGACUAUUGUCAUUGUGCUGGUGUGCCUGGUGAUCCUUUACGUUAUAAUUUCUGCUGCCUGUGGAGGCCUCAACUGGCCCUCGUGUGUCAAAUGAGAGGAGGGAUGGGGGGAAAAGGAAGAGGUGCACCUGUUCGACGCUGCCAGCAAGUGGACACAAAUGGAAACUUUCCUUCCCCUUCUCUACCUUCAAGAUCGAUGGAAGACGAAUGCUGCUCCUCCUCCUGCCUCCUUCUUUGCCAAUUCUUUGAUAGCGUGCACAUUGACUUGCCUUUCGGACAGGGAGUCCCACCUCAUUCCCAGAAUAAUGGAUAGCAGCCAGGUUGCCUAAAACUGAUCUAAAAAACAAGAACGUUGUCUUAUACUAGUCUGGUACAUUCAUUUUGUCUCAUGCACUUAGUGGCCUGAUGUAUUGGUUUAAGAUAUUGCCCUAAACCUAUUGCCGUAUUUCAUCCAUUCAGAUUGCUAUGCUAAUGAUCUGCACAGAGAUAGCUUAAUUAUCCUUAGUUAGUUGUCCUGCUUUUCCUUUGAAAGUCACAAAUGGGACCUAUUGGGUGUACAUAACACGUUGCGGAUCCAUCAAGAAGGAACCCCACAAUAGUGUCUGGUCCCCUGUUGUAUUACUGAAAACUAACUUUUGACAGAAAACCAUAGAGUACAUCUUAAGUGGCGAGUGUCCAAUGAACAAUGUUGUUGGUGUCAUGAAUUUGCUUGAAAUCGCAGAUUUUUGGAUUUCCUUCACAUAUUACCGCCAAUCACAGUUGUAUAUUCUAAAAUGUGUGUUGUAAAAUACCAGAUUUGAUCAUACAAAUAAAUAUAGUACAUUUAAUUCAUAUUAUUGACUCAAAGAUGUAAUAAUUAUUCAACCCUUACAUUAGCAAGCAAAUCCUGAUCCCUUUCACCUUUUGACCUCUGCUAGGAUGUUUGGCCCAUGUUCUUUCUGUUAAAACAAUGCACUUUUUACACUGUGUAUAUAUUUGCUUCUUGGCAUCAUGUGGUUCAUAAUCAUGUAAUUAUUUAGUUAUUGUACAGCCAGAUUGGAAAUAAUAAAAUCUGAUCCAGUUGAUGAUCUCUUCAGA
This is a messenger RNA of Pungitius pungitius (ninespine stickleback), 2053 nucleotides long. RefSeq names its product vesicle-associated membrane protein 7. Gene Ontology annotation, biological process: endosome to lysosome transport; exocytosis; vesicle fusion. Gene Ontology annotation, molecular function: SNARE binding; SNAP receptor activity. Lineage: Eukaryota; Metazoa; Chordata; Actinopteri; Perciformes; Gasterosteidae. The record is from RefSeq and is a predicted model, not a curated record. Gene Ontology annotation, cellular component: SNARE complex; membrane. Bases 412 to 1071 code for a protein of 219 amino acids. The transcript is spliced from 8 exons.